GAUUCCGUGGACCACCAAGCCAACUCCUGCAGGCCCAGCAGGAGGAAAGUGGGGGCUAUGUUAGUUAUUAUAAAGCUGAAAGGAACACCGGUACGCUUCUCCAGUUCAUAUUGAAAUCGUCUCUUCUCAUCACACCUUCAUCGGCAAUGUGUCGGCAUGAACCAUAAGUCCUCUCUGUCUUUUUAAAUAAAACGUGAAUUCACCAUCAACUUAUUUUAUCAGUGACUUUAUUCAAUUUUUUUAUAUAUACGUAUAAGUGUAGUGAUUUAGUUUUUCGAGCCAUGACAACCGGAGUAAAGCAAACGGUUAUAAAAAAUCCGACAUGGUGGAAGCGACGUUCAAAUUUGGAAAGAAGUCUCACCUUAACUGUGGUAGUGGUAGUUUGUCUAGUAAUCUCAUUAGCUAUAGCUCUAGCCUGUGUGUUGUAUGGAAAAAAUCAAGAAUUCAACCCACUAAAUGCUCAGGCAUUACAAAGCAACAACCCUUCAAUAAUCAACGUCUACGACUCAGAUUCAAAAACCAGCCAGUCAAAAAUAUGCUUGACGCCAGGCUGCAUCCACACAGCCAGCAACGUGCUCUCGUCCAUGGACCAAAACGUAGAUCCCUGCGACGACUUCUACCAGUUCACUUGCGGUAACUUCCUGAAAAAGACCAACAUUCCCGACGACAAGUCAUCAGUGACUUCGUUCAGUAUAAUCAGUGACCUACUUCAGGAACAACUGAGAUCCAUGAUCGAGGAGCCCAUCAGUGAAACUGAACCCAAACCAUUCCAACUGACCAAAAAAUUGUACAGAGCUUGCAUGAACAAAACGAGGAUCGAGGAAAUUGGCCUGUCGACCAUCCAUCAGAUUUUCAAGGAUUUGGGAGGAUGGCCCCUGUUGGAAGGCAGCACUUGGAACGAAGGGGAAUUCAACUGGAGAGAAUCGGUGUACAAGUUCAGAAAGGUUGGUUACAGUGUUGAUUACUUCAUCGACUUCUCCGUUGGUAUCGACUUGAAGAACUCCACUAAAAGAAUCAUCGACUUGGAUCAAGCCUCAUUGGGCCUGAGGCGAGAAUUCUUGAUAAAGGGCUUCAAUGAAAAGUUAGUUAAGGCCUAUUAUGAUUACAUGGUGGACAUCGCAGUGAUCUUCGGUGCUGACAGAGAAAAAGCAAAAACGGAACUCAGGGAAUCACUAGAGUUUGAAAUGAAAUUAGCCAAUAUUUCCUUGCCAAGUGAAAAACGUAGAAACGCCACCUCUUUGUAUAAUCCAAUGACCAUUGACGACUUGCAAAAGAACUUCCCCAGCAUACCCUGGAACGAGUACAUGAACACCCUUUUAGCCCCCGACACUUCUGUGCAGCCAGGGGAAAUUAUUAUUGUAAACGUUCCCAAAUAUAUAACUGACUUCGAAAGACUUAUCAGUAGGACACCCAAGAGGGUGCAAGCUAAUUACGUCAUGUGGAGGGCUGCAGCUACUUCAGUUUCUUACCUGACUGAAGAGCUGAGAAACCGUCAAUUGGAAUACACCACAAUUGUCACUGGAAGGACUGAAAGAGAAGCCAGAUGGAAGGAAUGUAUUGAUUUGUCUGCUGGAAGUUUAUCCAUCGCUGCUGGAGCAUUGUAUGUAAGAAAGUACUUCCACGAAGAGGCCAGACAAAGUGCCAUAGAAAUGGUGAAGGAUAUCAGGGAGGAAUUCCAAACUAUCCUGAAUAAUGUGGAGUGGAUGGACGAAACCACCAGGAAAAACGCUUUGGAAAAAGCUAAGUCAAUGUCCACCCACAUUGGCUACCCCGACGAGUUGACUGAUGAUAAAAAAUUGGAGGAAUUUUAUGGGAACUUGGAACUGGACCCAGAUAACUACAUGAGAUCAAUUCUGAACUUGACAUUGUUUGGAACGCGGUUCUCCUUCAAACGUUUAAGACAACCCGUUAACAAGACCGACUGGAUAACUCAUGGAAGACCUGCUGUUGUCAACGCGUACUACUCAUCCAUCGAAAACAGCAUUCAAUUCCCUGCGGGAAUCCUCCAAGGGGUCUUCUUCAGUGCAGACCGUCCCAGGUACAUGAACUACGGAGCAAUUGGUUUUGUAAUUGGGCACGAAAUAACUCACGGCUUCGACGAUCAAGGAAGACAGUUCGACAAAGAGGGCAAUCUGGUGGACUGGUGGGCACCUCAGACCAGGGAAGCCUUCGUGAGCAAGGCCCAGUGCAUCAUUGACCAGUACGGUAACUACACCGUUCCAGAAUUGAAGCUCAAUUUAAACGGCAUUAACACUCAGGGAGAAAACAUAGCCGACAAUGGCGGCAUAAAAGAGGCUUAUAAGGCUUACGAUAAAUGGGUACGAAAGAACGGGGACGAACCCAAGCUGCCCGGCAUCAAAUACAACGGCAGGCAACUGUUCUGGGUCUCCGCAGCAAUGGUCUGGUGUUCGAAGACCCGCGUUGAAGAGAUGAAGCAAAUCGUUGUGACCGACGAACAUUCGCCCGAUUCGUUUAGGGUCAUUGGUCCGUUCAGUAAUAUGGAAGAUUUUGCCAGAGAUUUUAAAUGUCCGAGUGGGUCGAGAAUGAAUCCGGAGAGGAAAUGUAAAAUUUGGUAGAAAUUCGUUCGCUAAGUCAUGAGGAAAAGAAACGAUUGGCUUUUGAUGCUUUUCCUGGUAAUAUUUAGUGGACAUUGAAUUCUUCGUUUUAAGGAAAUAUUCAGCGUUUUACCAUUUUGAUUGGUUUAAACAAGAAUAUUUAUAAAUUUCACUCGAUUUUAUGAGAUCUAUUGGGAUACUAUUCGACUGACUCAGUACUUAAUUUAAAUUAAUAGGUCGCCUUUUUUAUUUCCUUGUUUAAAACUAUAAUCAUUUAUAAAAAAUUGACCAUGACUAUUGAAAUCUCGCUUUAAUGGCAAAACUAAGAAUCCAUAGCACACACAAUUUUAGAAUUCAUAUAAUUCUUUUUGAAACAUAUAAAUAUUUUGUAGAUAUGUAUGUAUAUUACUAUACUUUAUAGGUUAUAUUAUUAAAUAAUAUUAUUUAUACAUUUGUUAAUAAUAAAGUAUUAUACCUGUA
Molecule: messenger RNA, 3035 nt
Organism: Aethina tumida (small hive beetle)
Lineage: Eukaryota; Metazoa; Arthropoda; Insecta; Coleoptera; Nitidulidae
Product: neprilysin-2
Exons: 10
Coding region: 282-2576 (764 amino acids)
Biological process (GO): protein processing
Cellular component (GO): plasma membrane
Molecular function (GO): metalloendopeptidase activity
Source: RefSeq, a predicted model, not a curated record